Messenger RNA from Suricata suricatta (meerkat), 4754 nucleotides. It is a transcript of the gene ARMC8, whose product is annotated as armadillo repeat containing 8. The record is from RefSeq and is a predicted model, not a curated record. Lineage: Eukaryota; Metazoa; Chordata; Mammalia; Carnivora; Herpestidae. The transcript is spliced from 22 exons. Gene Ontology annotation, cellular component: GID complex. Gene Ontology annotation, biological process: proteasome-mediated ubiquitin-dependent protein catabolic process. Gene Ontology annotation, molecular function: protein binding. The coding region runs from base 243 to 2264 and encodes 673 amino acids.
CCCAGGCUGAGAGUAGCUGCUGUUUCUGAGAGGACGAUUCGAGGGGAGGCCCCUGGCGCGGGUUUCUUUGCCUCUCCCUUCCGCAGGCCCUGGCUGUACUUUAGCUGUGCCUAGAGCGUGGUACGUUCUCGUCUACCUACCUGACUUUCUGCAGAAGGCGCCUGUCGUUGAUCCAAUAGCUUCCUGUCGAAAGUGCCGGCCCCCGCGCCGGCACCGGCCGCUGGCGGGUGGGAAGGCUCAAGAUGGCGUGCCUGUUGGAGACCCCAAUCCGCAUGAGCGUCCUCUCGGAAGUAACAGCUAGCAGUCGCCACUAUGUUGACAGGCUAUUUGACCCUGAUCCCCAGAAAGUUCUACAAGGUGUCAUAGACAUGAAAAAUGCUGUAAUUGGAAACAACAAGCAGAAAGCCAAUCUCAUUGUUUUAGGAGCUGUUCCAAGAUUAUUGUACUUGCUUCAGCAAGAAACCUCAAGCACAGAGCUGAAAACUGAAUGUGCGGUGGUAUUGGGCAGUCUUGCUAUGGGUACUGAAAACAACGUUAAGUCUCUUCUAGAUUGUCAUAUUAUCCCUGCCUUACUGCAAGGACUACUGUCUCCAGACCUGAAGUUCAUCGAAGCUUGCCUCCGGUGCCUGCGCACCAUCUUUACGAGUCCUGUCACUCCAGAGGAGCUACUGUAUACAGAUGCCACGGUGAUCCCACACCUCAUGGCGCUGCUCAGCAGGUCCCGCUACACCCAGGAGUACAUCUGUCAGAUCUUCUCACACUGCUGUAAAGGUCCAGAUCAUCAAACAAUUUUAUUUAACCAUGGUGCAGUUCAAAAUAUUGCUCACCUACUAACCUCAGUAUCUUACAAAGUUCGAAUGCAGGCACUGAAAUGCUUCUCAGUUUUAGCUUUUGAAAACCCCCAGGUAUCGAUGACCCUGGUAAACGUUUUGGUUGAUGGAGAGUUAUUACCACAAAUUUUUGUGAAGAUGUUACAGAGGGAUAAACCUAUUGAGAUGCAGCUGACGUCAGCAAAAUGUUUAACUUACAUGUGUAGAGCUGGAGCAAUUCGGACAGAUGACAACUGUAUUGUAUUAAAGACACUGCCUUGUUUGGUUCGAAUGUGCAGUAAGGAGAGAUUACUAGAGGAGAGAGUUGAAGGAGCUGAGACACUUGCCUAUCUGAUUGAACCAGAUGUCGAGCUACAGAGAAUCGCUAGCAUAACCGAUCACCUCAUUGCCAUGCUUGCUGAUUAUUUCAAGUAUCCCAGCUCAGUGAGUGCCAUCACUGAUAUUAAAAGGCUUGAUCAUGACUUAAAACACGCUCAUGAACUCCGCCAGGCUGCAUUCAAGCUCUAUGCCUCUCUAGGAGCAAACGAUGAAGACAUCCGGAAGAAGAUCAUUGAGACUGAAAAUAUGAUGGACCGAAUUGUGACUGGCUUGUCUGAGUCUAGUGUCAAGGUGCGGUUAGCUGCCGUCAGAUGUUUGCACAGUUUAUCUAGAUCUGUGCAGCAGCUUCGAACCAGUUUCCAGGAUCAUGCUGUGUGGAAGCCUUUAAUGAAGGUUUUACAAAAUGCACCAGAUGAAAUCCUAGUAGUAGCAUCUUCCAUGCUAUGUAAUCUUCUUCUGGAAUUUUCUCCAAGCAAAGAGCCGAUUUUAGAGUCUGGGGCUGUGGAACUGCUCUGUGGAUUAACCCAAAGUGAAAAUCCCGCUUUGCGAGUGAAUGGAAUUUGGGCUUUAAUGAAUAUGGCAUUUCAAGCUGAACAGAAAAUAAAAGCAGAUAUUUUACGAAGCUUGAGUACUGAACAGCUCUUCCGGUUAUUAUCAGAUUCAGAUUUGAAUGUGCUAAUGAAGACGUUGGGACUUCUUAGAAAUCUCCUCUCUACUCGGCCGCAUAUAGAUAAAAUAAUGAGUACUCAUGGAAAGCAAAUUAUGCAAGCCGUCACCCUUAUUCUGGAAGGGGAGCAUAACAUUGAGGUCAAAGAGCAGACACUGUGCAUCCUAGCCAACAUAGCAGAUGGGACGACAGCAAAAGAACUCAUCAUGACCAAUGAUGACAUCCUGCAGAAAAUCAAGUAUUACAUGGGUCAUUCACAUGUCAAACUGCAGCUUGCCGCUAUGUUUUGUAUAUCAAACCUCAUAUGGAAUGAAGAGGAAGGUUCACAAGAACGCCAGGAUAAAUUACGAGACAUGGGCAUCGUGGAUAUUCUCCACAAACUGAGUCAGUCACCAGAUUCAAACCUUUGUGACAAGGCAAAGAUGGCACUGCAGCAGUACCUGGCGUGACGGGGGCGCCCUGGGCACCUGCAAGCAUCCCACAUCCUUGUUAAAGGAAGUACAGGAACUAGCCUCAUUUGAUUCCUUCUAUUUGCACAAGUCACCUUGGACUGCAGGGAGCUGUUUUGCAAAAGCAAUUUGGUAGGCUUAGAUCUCAAAUUCAUCUUGAGAACAUUUUUUUGAGGUAGUAAUUUCCUCAGAGGACUAUUGUGUUUUGUUUUGUUUUUUUCUGAGCUACCUGGACUCUUUAUUAGAACAAUCAAUCAUUUUCCUUUGGACCUACAAUUUUUUGCCUAUGCUGCAGCCACUUUGUGAGUGAGAAUGAAUGUGUCUCUGCACACAUAGGUGUGUGGGCGUGUGUGCCUGUGUGUGCACGUGGGUCAGAAUGAAUGGAUGUGUGUAUGUGAGGGAUACCUCAAGUUUUUCUUUUCUUAUUUUGUGUGAAAAUCUCUUUUCUACAGAUUUUCCAGGGUUUAAGCAUUGCUUGCUGUAUAAAAAACUUUACUGAAUUAUAUACAGUUUGAAUGAAAUGUUAUUUUAAAAACAAAACAAUUGUUAAGUGUUCCAUAAAGGUUAUGUUGAAUUUUGGUCAGAUGAAUAUUUGUAAGUAAAAAAUAUAUGCAUUUCUGAACCUCAACUUACAUAGAUUUUCUUUAUAAAAAAAAAAAAAAAAAAAAAAAGGUUGGCUGUAGUCGGCCUGAAUAACAGGCAUGAUAUAUGGUGCUGUGCAAAACAGUAAGCUAGCAUCUUACUGCCGUCAAUAUCCGCAGGUACAGAGCCUCUUUUCAGCCUAAUUCAAUAAGCUCUCAGGCGUCCAAGUCAGACGGACAGGGUGGAGUGCAGUGAGUCAGGCAACAAAGUUACCACAGGACUUUUGAACCAUCAGGGGAAAAUAUAACUACUGAUAGUGAAAGCCCAGCCCUGACCUGGCACGCAACACUUGGCAGGAACUGGGCACUGAGAGCCUCCCGACCGCCCUAAAUCCUGUCAUGAGUGUGGCGCUAUCUGGCAGGAUGUAGCGCCAGUCAUGGAACCUUAUGCUCAAACUAAAGUAUGUCAUCACUUCCUGGAAACAAAGUCCGAUCACCUUGUGCUUCCUGAAACAGCAUAUAUCACUGUGAAACUCAAGAGUGCUCUACAGACUGACCUGUAGAAAGAAGCAAAGAACAGGAUAGUCUAGAAAGCUGUUUUUUCUCUUAGCUAUACUCAGCUAAUUCUACUAGUCACUCAGGACUGCUGUUCGGCGUGCUUUUGUAAAAUGAGAUCAAAGUUUGAGGAAGAGACGUGGCUGAGACUUUGUCCUGACGAAGCCCAGAGCACUGAAGUUUGAGCGAGGGAAGGGGGCUCUCCCCAGCGGAUGGGAGAUGGCUUCUGGGACAGCGCGUGCUCCUUCACCCCCCUGCAGCCCUUAGCGUGGCACCUGGCUCCAGCUUCUGGGUCAGCUUCGAGGCGAACUCAGCAGACGUUGCUCUUUACUGUUCGGAGGCACAACCAGCCUUCCUUUUCCCUUUGCUAAAGGAAGUUCAGAGUCAUCACAGCCCGGAAGUGAGGUCUGUGGCUCAGCCACUUGUCAUGAGUCUGUGCCGCUGACAGAGCCCCACGACUCCCAGCCACUCCUGACGGGGCUGCUCCCACCACAGCCGCCCCGCACCAACCUGCACCUUCCUUGGAGGAUUUAAAUACGUUUGAUUGCAAAUGAAUGUUUUUAAGUGUAUUUAAUGCAAGUUUUCCUGUUCUCAACAUGACCACCCAAGAUUCAAACACAGAGAUUUCCAAGUUGUUAUUUUUUCCAGAACAUCACCGACAUGAAAACCUGUCACAGCGGGGACUUGGGUUUUGUGCUGCCAUCAGAGUGUUAACGUGAGAACGUCAGUUUAAAGCAAAUCGAGUUUAUUGGGAAUAAAGCCUUAUUUAGGUCCACUCAUUGGCAUUUCUAGCACUGAGAAAAUGUCUGUGGUUGGCAUUUGUAACACGAAACACUAUAGAGUUGGUAAAUAUAAAGAAACCAAUAACGAAUUGCUGAGACAAUCCUGAACCCAGAUAGCAUUAGAAAGCUGAAAGCCCAAUGAACUAACACUUUCACACUUAAACUCUGUGGAUAAAUCUUGCCUGUGGCUAUAAACAGAUGGUCAGAGAAAAAGUGCUUUACUAUAAUUAACUUUUCUGAUUUGAAUGAAGGAAAAAUGUAUUUAUUAAAGCUGUUUGCUGCUUUAUGCAGGUGCAGUGUUCAGUCAGCAAGGAAGUGGGAGGAAUGGGGCGUGGUCUGUGUCUCCACCGAGUCCUUCACUAAGCUUCUCGCUCUCUCUAAUACUGCAUUCUGUUUCUCCUUUUGUGCCCUGAUUGUAACCCAAAUUUUAUGAACUAGAAAAGAAUGUCCAGUUUAAUAAGUUGCAUUUUUUUUUUCCUUAAGCACUUUAUGCAGAACAAUACAUGUUCUUCUGGUAGUGUUUGGAUAAUAUGAUUUUAACACAUGCUAAUAAAAGCCAAGAAAAAAUCAUG